AAAGAACUGCUUCCACCCCAAAAACAUCUCCAAGCUCGGAUUCGAUCCGCCAUUGGAGCAACGUGGAGCUCGUCUCCUGCUCGUUUGCGCCAGGAACUGGGCAGCAAAAAGGUUCGGAAAUCUCAUUUCCUGAAUUCCCGUUUGUUUCUCAAGAAACCUUGGGCCUUAUAUUCCACUGAAACGGCGCCGUCUCCCUUGUUGACUCUUGCUAUUUAUUGGGGUUACCUGGUUACAGAAUACAGAGGCAUGCCCGCAUUGCGGCAUUGGGCAGUUAAAAAGGACAAAUCAGAGGAUUCUUGUUACAGUGUCGGAUUCAUUCUAUUCUAUUCUACUUUCGGAAUCGCGGGUGCGUGCGUCGUUACAGUUCCUGAAAUUGUUUGGCUUUCCAGAUUUGGGGAAGUGAAGGGAAUCACAAAGGUCAGGGCUUGUAAACCUCAAGCGCAAGCGACACACACUCAUUUCCCAAAUUCUAACCAAUCAAGGAAAAGGAACACAAAGAGAGCAAACAGCCGCCGCACGGAAAGCCGUCGUCACUCCUAUUCCCCCCCAGCAAAGCAAUAUUAAUUCCUUCCUCUUUAAGGAAGGCAGGUGGGAUCCCAAUUUAAACCCAAUAACAUCCUUCCAACUUCCCAUUUCGAGUUCGUGCUUUCUGUGUGGGGUUGCUCUGUCCUCGGCCUUUCUUCGACGCUGGAGAAAGUAUAUUAGAGUUUGGCAGCCUGAUUACAUUAUCAGCUAAGACGCGCAGAGUUUAUGUUUGAGAACUGAAAUAAUAGCUGUUGAUUCUUUAAACAGUAGAUAUGGAAACAGUUAACGAUGAGUUAGAAAUAAGUCAUGUUGUGGUAGAAAGGAAGGAAACACCAACGAAUCCGGAAAAUGUUGAUAGUACUAGUGCUACUGAAAAGGUCGAAGCAGGCAGCCUGCCUAUUUGUGAUAUAAAUAAAAGUAUCUCGGCUGUAAGUUUCUCUGAUGACAUUGGGGACAGUGGAACAGCAGUCACUGCAACUACGAGCAGUGUCGAUGGUUCUGAAGAAACCAUCAUGUUUCCAUUUUAUGUAAGGUUUCCUUCACAAUGUUCUAGGAGGAAGAAGCUGCUUAUUCUUGAUUUGAAUGGGCUUCUUGUCGAUGUAGUAACUUGUCCUCCAAAGGAUCGUACUCCAGACAAACGGGUUGGAAUUCGAUCAUUUUUUGUGAGGCCAGGUUAUCUGGAUUUUCUCAAUUUCUGCUAUCAAAGAUUUGAAGUAGCUGUCUGGUCAUCAAGAACAAGGCAUGUCCAACGCAUAUUCAGCUCCUUAGUACUUACUUCCCUAAAGAACAUCAAUAUCCUGAUUGAUUACUUGUUUGGAGAUAUGAAGAACCGUUUGUUAUUUUGUUGGGAUCUGUCCCAUUGCACAACAACACAGUUCAAGACAUUAGAGAACAAGCACAAACCUCUGGUGUUCAAAGAACUGACGAAGGUUUGGAAUAAAGAGGACCCUCAACUUCCAUGGGAGAAAGGGUACUUCAAUGAAUCAAACACGUUGUUAGUGGAUGAUUCUCCUUACAAAGCAUUACUUAACCCUGUAAGUUGAAUAGAAUUCUUCAUGUUUACUGCCAACCACUUAUUAUGAAUUGAUAAUCGAUGCCUCUAUAUUCCUUGAUGCUUAUUUCCUUUGUGGCGCUUUAUAAAAUGACAACACAGAUUAACUCUGGCAUCCAUCCUCAUCCCUACAGUUAUGAGGAUCUCAAAGAUAACUCACUAGGUACUGAUGGUGACUUGAGAGUAUAUCUUGAACAGUUAUCUGAAGCGGUGAAUGUACAGAAGUUUGUUGAGACAAACCCAUUUGGUCAAAAGGCUAUUGCUGAAGGGAAUGCAGAAUGGAGCUUUUACCAUGAAGUUAUAAGCACAUUGUAUCCUUCUCGAGUUGAAGGCGGAAAAUACGUAUCUUCGGUGUUAACUUGAUGGAAGAAAGCCCUGUAGGUCGGGUAGGAAAGUAGCCAAGCAUUUUCCUCCAGUCAUUUGAAUAUAGACAAACCCGUGAUUGAAUAUAGUUGAAUGACAACUGCAAGGAAGAGACCUGCAAUUUCUUCUCAAGAGUUAUUUGGGGAGGGAGUUUGUUAUUUACUUAUUUUAGUUAGUUUCAGGCUUCAGUUUACUUUGCUUUUGGAGAAAACAAAAAAGACUAGGCUAGAAGUUGCAUAUAGGUCUUUUAGUGGGGGAAUUCAACAUGGCAACAUGGUUUGUUGAAUGUGUCUCUACUAGCUAUUGGGUUUAGCUAUUUUCCAUCACACGAUAAAUGAUAAACCUGUUUGUUUUUUAUUG
Messenger RNA from Linum tenue, 2299 nucleotides. Lineage: Eukaryota; Viridiplantae; Streptophyta; Magnoliopsida; Malpighiales; Linaceae. The record is from the annotation of a GenBank genome assembly.